AUGCCUCAAAGACUCCCACGAAAUCCGUUCGCCAGCUCUACCAGCAGUGCGGUUGCCAUACCCUCCGCAGACAAGUCCGCCCACCGCAGACCAUCCACCUCGAAAGGCAACCGACUCGCCCAAUUCUUCUCGUCCUCGCCCAAGAGCAAGGAGCAGCAGUCUGCGCAAGCGGCACUGUUAUCUGCGGUAGCAGCCCAACAACAGCAUCUCCUUAAUAACCCCUCUCCACAAAUCAGCGCGCCCUCCUUGUCAUUGCCUACCAUCUCCCUGUCUACUGCUAAAGCCGGCGAAGCCAACAUGGAUGAACCCCCAACCACUCUCUUCCAGCCGCCAUCGGUCGCAGAAGCGAAAAGACAGGCCAAAAUCGAUGCUCAAUUCGGACCUCUUGGGAGCCAGAACCAUCGAUAUGUCAGUAAGCAUGUGGGCGGAGAGCUUACCGAACCAGUUAUGGACGAACCGCCCUACUAUUACCUCUUGACAACAUACAUCAGUUAUCUUAUCCUAAUCAUAUUUGGUCACGUAAGAGACUUCUUUGGAAAGCGAUUUAAACCGGAACACUACAGGCAUCUCCAACCAGCCAAUGGCUAUGCUGCUUUAAAUAGCGACUUCGAUAAUUUCUACGUGCGGCGGUUGAAGCUGAGGAUCGAGGACUGCUUCGCUCGACCAAUCACAGGAGUUCCCGGCAGAUAUAUUACCUUAAUGGACCGAAAAACAGACGACUUCAACAAGCAUUUCCAAUUCACGGGCACCUACACCGAGACACUGAACAUGAGCUCAUACAAUUAUCUUGGAUUUGCCCAAUCAGAAGGCCCUUGCGCAGAUUCCGUGGAGGAGUCCAUCAAGAAGUAUGGGAUUAGUUCCACUAGUCCUCGAGCUGAUACUGGUACCUCCGACCUGGCCCUAGAGGUGGAAGAUAGAGUCGCAAAAUUCGUCGGUAAGCCAGCGGCGAUGGUAUUUUCUAUGGGCUUUUCUACAAAUGCUACCUCGUUCCCUGCUUUGGUUGGCAAGGGCUCGCUCAUCAUCUCGGAUGAGCUGAACCACGCAUCUAUCCGCAUUGGAGCUCGACUCUCCGGUGCAAUGAUCAGCUCGUUCAAGCACAAUGAUAUGGCCGACCUGGAGAAAAAAUUAAGGGAGGUCAUUUCCCAAGGACAACCUCGUACGCACCGGCCCUGGAAGAAGAUUUUGGUGGUGGUUGAGGGUCUUUAUUCCAUGGAGGGGACAAUGUGCGACCUGCCGGGUCUGCUGAAGCUCAAGAAGCAGUAUAAGUUCAAUCUAUUUAUCGAUGAAGCUCACUCUAUUGGCGCCCUGGGUCCGCGCGGCCGUGGCGUUUGCGAUUACUUUGGCAUCGACCCCUCCGAGAUCGAUAUCCUGAUGGGUACAUUGACGAAGUCCUUUGGCGCCAAUGGAGGUUAUGUUGCAGCCGAGAAGCACAUUAUUGACAAGCUACGGGGGAUGAAUGCGGACACCCUAUAUGGCGAAUCACCCACCCCACCCGUCCUCACACAGAUUGCGACCGCACUGAAAAUCAUCUCUGGUGAUCUAUGCCCAGGGCAAGGUGAAGAGCGUCUUCAACGCAUUGCGUUCAACUCCCGGUACCUUCGCCUUGGAUUGAAGCGGCUAGGAUUCAUUGUAUAUGGCCAUGACGACUCGCCGAUCAUUCCCCUUGUACUAUACAAUCCCGCCAAAAUGCCUGCCUUCUCCCAUGAAAUGCUCCGGCGCAAGAUCGCCGUUGUUAUUGUCGGAUAUCCUGCUACACCACUGAUCUCUUCUCGAGCCCGUUUCUGCGUCUCCGCCGCUCACAACAAGGAUGAUAUGGAUCGAGUCCUCGCUGCUUGUGAUGAAAUCGGCAAUGUUCUCCAGUUGAAGUUCUCCACCGGCAUCGCUGGCGGCGCCGAGCACCUCCCUGAUGGUGUUACCCCUGAGAUGGAGGCAGAGUGGCGAAAAGCAAACGGCCUUCAAGGGGUCGUUAACGCCCCGCGCUGGUCGUUACGGGAAGUCAUCGCGAAUGGCGUACAAGAUGUGAGACAGCCGCUACGGUGA
Molecule: messenger RNA, 2040 nt
Organism: Venustampulla echinocandica
Lineage: Eukaryota; Fungi; Ascomycota; Leotiomycetes; Helotiales; Pleuroascaceae
Product: Serine palmitoyltransferas-like protein 2
Exons: 1
Coding region: 1-2040 (679 amino acids)
Biological process (GO): ceramide biosynthetic process; sphingosine biosynthetic process
Cellular component (GO): serine palmitoyltransferase complex
Molecular function (GO): serine C-palmitoyltransferase activity; pyridoxal phosphate binding
Source: RefSeq, a predicted model, not a curated record